Candoia aspera is the source of this 1974-nucleotide messenger RNA. RefSeq names its product tripartite motif containing 69 (gene TRIM69). The transcript is spliced from 6 exons. Gene Ontology annotation, cellular component: cytoplasm. The record is from RefSeq and is a predicted model, not a curated record. NCBI's taxonomy places the organism in Eukaryota, Metazoa, Chordata, Lepidosauria, Squamata, Candoiidae. Gene Ontology annotation, biological process: protein ubiquitination. Gene Ontology annotation, molecular function: protein binding; ubiquitin protein ligase activity; metal ion binding. Bases 88 to 1659 code for a protein of 523 amino acids.
GUGGAAUUGGAGGUGACCCCAGGAAUCAUUUAGUAGGUGAUCUACUAAUCCAGCAAUUGUCAUUUAAGACAAGAACAGCUCUCAUGCAUGCUUUCUUCCCUAUUUCUGAUUGUUGCUUUAGUGUUUGCUCUUUCCAGUAUCAUGUCCACGUCCACCAGCAAAAAUCCCUCCAGUUCCUCGUUAAUUUCCUUAAACGAAAGAGAAGUGAGCCCUGUUCUUGCCAGCUCAUCAAACACGUCAUGGGAGCUGCAUGCAGAUGACUUCACCAAGGAGUUAUCCUGUGCCCUUUGCCUCGAACUGUUUAAGGAGCCGGUCAUCCUGCCUUGCGGCCAUAACUUCUGCAAAUUUUGCCUGGAGACAAUGUGGGAUAAAAAGGGGGUUUUCUGCCCAGAAUGCCACAUAAACAUUCCUGACCGCGGGUUCAUAGCCAACCGAGCCCUGGAGAAAAUGGCAGAGAAGAUUAAGACUUUUCACGUGGGGGUCCAACAACAGAAAUGCCUUGAGCAUAGCGAGCCACUGACGCUUUACUGGAAACCCCAAGGGAAGCUUGCUUGUUUCACCUGCCGAGAAGCCCAGAUACCUAAAGAUCAAUGCACCCAGUUUCUCCUCAUCCCCGAUGCAGUGCAGAUAUAUACGGAAAGGCUGCUCGCGUUGAGAAUUCAGCUCAGGUCCAUCCUGGUAAAACUGGAGGUGUUGAAGAAUGCUCAGGAGGAGAAAAUAUCUAAUCAUAAAGAGAACAAAUUACAGCUGCAGUACCACAUCUCCUUGGAGUUCCUAAAGCUGCACCAGUUCCUUCAUAUCAAGGAGAAAACGUUAAUUCAUCGGUUAAAGGAAGAGAGUGAAAUCCUUCUGCAGGAAAUGGAAGCAAAUCUAAACAAGCUCCAAGAUCGAUCACAGAGUGCUAAGGACACCUUGGUCUGCAUUCAGGCUCGGCUGUACCAGCAAAAUUCUGCUGGCUUCCUAAAAGGAAUAAAACCAUUUAUAGAAAGGAUGGAGCACAAAACUGACAACUCAUCUCUGGGAGAAUUAGUGACCGGGACUCUGAACCCAGGAGAUUUCAAGGGGCCGAUGCAUUAUGCUAUUUGGAAAGAAAUGAAGUCCAUCCUCAAUCCAGACAUCACCUUUAUCACCUUGGAUCCUAAAACAGCCCACCCAAACUUGAUCCUCUCCGAAAGGAUGACUUGCGUCCGGCAUAAUGACAUAAAGCAGGUUCUUCCAGACAGCCCAGAGCGGUUUGACUGCAGCGUUUCUGUCUUAGGUUCUGAAGGAUUCACCACCGGGAAGCACUACUGGGAAGUGGAGGUGAAGAAGAAGACCAAGUGGACCUUGGGAGUUGUCCGAGAAAGCAUUAACCGCAAAGGGAAUUACCCGCUCUCCCCCAAGGAGGGCCACUGGCUGAUCAAGCUAAGGAAUAAGAACGAGUUAAAGGCUGUAGAUAUUCAUCCCAAGUGUCUAAUGUUGGCCAGCAAUCUGUGCAGAGUGGGGAUCUAUUUGGAUUACGAGGGGGGGCAGGUGUCAUUCUAUGAGGCCAACGCCAUGUCUCACAUCUACACCUUCGCAGACACUUUCACCGAUAAAAUCUACCCCUACUUUUGCCCAUGUCUGAAUGACUCCGGAGACAACAAGGAACCACUGAGAAUUAUUGCUUUUAGCAUGUAGAAGCGUGGUGAAGGAGAGACCUCCUUAGCAGAUAUGUCUCAGCCUGGCUCUGUGAGCAACAAGCCGCUUAGAGGACUGUGGGGAAGGAUCCCAAUGCCGGUGGAAGGGACCAGCCAGCACCACGGGCUUCUGCUGGGGUUGACUCCCAGCUGUUUCCAACAGUAGAGUAGCUCCUUUGCCCCUUUCCGUGGUUCAGCUGUGACAGCUGUCACGUCUGAAAAGGUGGCAGGAUGCCUCCUCUGCCACUUAAACAGCAUCCCCUGUUUAAUCGGUCCACCGAUUUCUUUCUGUGAGGAUAUCUGACCGUCAGGUUGA